This is a messenger RNA of Miscanthus lutarioriparius, 1749 nucleotides long. The record is from the annotation of a GenBank genome assembly. NCBI's taxonomy places the organism in Eukaryota, Viridiplantae, Streptophyta, Magnoliopsida, Poales, Poaceae.
AUGGCCGCCACCCCGCCGGGCCCGGCGCCGCCGCGCAUCCUCCUCGCCGGCGACGCCCACGGCCGACUCCACCAGCUCUUCAAGCGCGUCAAAUCGGUGAACCAGUCGACGGGGCCGUUCCACGCGCUGCUCUGCGUGGGGCAGUUCUUCUCCCCCGAGGGAGAUGCCGAGGGCGCACCGGGGGACGUCGCCGACUACAUCGAGGGGCGCGCUUCCGUGCCCAUCCCGACCUACUUCACCGGCGACUACGGCCCCUCGGCGCCGCGGCUGCUGUCGAAGGCCGCCGCUGGCGCUCGCGGGUUCGCACCCGGCGGCAUCGAGAUAUGCCCCAACCUCUUCUGGCUCAGAGGAAGCAACCACUUCACCCUCCACGGUUUGUCGGUGGUUUAUUUGUCAGGGAGGAAGGGACUAGGAGGGCCUGGCUGCUACAGCCAGGAUGAUGUGGAUGCCCUGCGGGCUCUUGCAGAAGAGCCAGGGAUUGUUUUGGAUCCUAAUGGGUAUGACCCUAUUGUUGCUGAAUUGGUUGCUGAGAUUAAGCCAAGAUAUCACAUUGCUGGUACUAAAGGUGUCUUUUAUUCAAGGGAACCAUAUGUCAAUGAUUCUGCUGCGCAUGUUACCCGCUUUAUUGGACUUGCUAAUGUUGGAAACAAAGAGAAGCAGAAAUUUAUUCAUGCGAUUUCGCCUACUCCAGCAUCUGUCAUGUCCAGUGCUGAUAUCCAUGCGAAGCCUCCAAAUGCUACUUUGUCACCAUAUGUUGGUCCAUCAAAAUCAGUUCCUAUUGAAGAAGCUCCAAAACGUCCAGCUGAGAACAUUGAUUCGCAAUACUGGCGUUAUGAUGUCAAGCGGCAAAGGCAUGGUGAAGCUGAUGGGGGUGGAUUGUGUUUCAAAUUUACAUCCUCAGGAUCCUGUCAACGAGGGAGUAAAUGCAAUUAUAGGCAUGAUGAGGAGGCAGUGGAGCAUUAUCAGAGAAAUGUCUGUUUUGAUUUUCUAAACAAAGGGAAAUGUGAGAAGGGCCCAGAGUGCAAGUUUGUUCACAGCCUUUCAGGGGAGACUGCUCUAACAGAUGCAAGACCUCGUAGUGAAAGAAGACGUGUGGAGAGCAGUUGCUGGUUCUGCUUGUCGAGUCCGGAUGUUGAGUCACAUCUUGUCAUUAGCAUCGGAGAAGGUUACUACUGCACACUUGCAAAGGGGCCACUUGUUCCAAAUCAUGUUCUAAUGAUUCCCGUCGAACACUGCCCCAGUACAUUGAUGAUGCCUCCAGAAGCAGAGGCAGAACUUGGGAGAUAUAAGAUUGCUCUGGGUAAGUACUUUGAGAAGCAAGGAAAGACUGCAGUCUACUUUGAGUGUGUUUCACCGCGCUCCCACCAUGCAAACCUGCAGGUUGUUCCUGUACCAUUGCCCAAAGCAGAUGCUGUUAAUAAGAUAUUUCAUCUAGCAGCCAAAAAACUGGGAUUUGAAUUCUCUAUGGUGAAUCCAGACGGUGCAAAAACAGCUAGAGAAUCAUUGAUGUCUCAGUGCGAAAGCAAAUCAGGCCUGUUUUAUGUUGAGCUCCCGGAAGGUAGACUUCUCUUGCACAUGGUCGACAGUAACGAGAAGUUCCCUGUGCAGUUUGGACGCGAGGUUUUAGCAGGAUUGCUAAGCAUGGCAGAUCGCGCAGAUUGGAGGAACUGCAAGAUUUCAAAGGAAGAGGAGAUUGAAAUGGUGGACGAUUUCAAACAAGGUUUCCGCGAAUUUGAUCCCGCAGAGUGA